Messenger RNA from Drosophila montana, 840 nucleotides. RefSeq lists its product as uncharacterized. The record is from RefSeq and is a predicted model, not a curated record. Lineage: Eukaryota; Metazoa; Arthropoda; Insecta; Diptera; Drosophilidae. The transcript has a single exon. Bases 1 to 840 code for a protein of 279 amino acids.
AUGAGCUUGUGCACAAAGGCCAAUACUAAAGCAUUCAAAGCUCAUGGACGAUUAGACGGGUGUCCUGGAGCGCCAGGCCUGUGUGCGGGCGUCGCCUCGCCCUGCUGCAGCCAAAUGCUGGAAAGGUUGAGUUGCACCGAACGGUUCAAACUCUUGGCCGAAACAGGCGCCGGCUACAUACACCUGAUGCACUGGGUUCUCGUUUGGCUGGCAUAUCCGGAUCUGCGCCGGGUCUGCGGUCAACGUCUGCGCCGGCUAUGUAGAAAACUGCAUUUGCCACGACCGUUUCGUUUUCCCUCACAGGUGCUGAGGGUUAGCUAUAAGGACGAGCAGAGCUCUGUAUGUAAAGCUCAGCAAUCGUUAUGCCUAUCUCGGAUGUCCGCUGCACAUGCUCUAUUGACUGCUAAUCAUGCGAGACUUGCCCAGUCCGAUGCGGCUCUACGAACAGCGAGAGGCAGCGGUGGCAGAGUGCACAGUCACGCCAUGCGCCAUGGCUGGACGAAUUCACGCUUUGGCCGGUCACCACGCUGUCUUAUAAUCUGUGAGUUAUUGGAGCAUGAGCAGACACAAUUGCAGGACCAGACGCCGGCCGAGUUUGUUAUUCUCGACCCGUCCUGUUUGCGUGUGCGCUAUUUAGUGCUCUUUACUGAAAACAAAUCAAUCAAAGUGAAUCGGUACUUUCCCAACCUAGCUAGCUGCACAGAAAGCAGCGGCAGCGGCAGCGCUAGCUCCGGCAGUGGAGCAGGAACUGGGAGCGGCCGUGGGUUCUUCCGAAUAGCCCGUUGGCUUAUGAAGCGCGCCUUGCAGUUGGUUCAGUUUAAGCCUUCAGUGUACUAUUAA